AUGAGGUGAGAAAAUGAAAGAAGCCCAACACCUAAAAAAUACAUUGAAGAACACAAUCUCAAGUUUAGUCCAAGAAUGCAGGAACAUGAGAGAGCUUAAACAAAUCCAUACCCAUAUCCUGACUUGUCCAAAUCUUUCAAACAAUGACCAACAUUUUCUCAUUACUCGUCUCCUUUACUUUUGCGCCAUUUCUGAUUGGGGCUCUCUCACCUAUGCUGCCAAUGUUUUCCGACUCAUAAACAACCCAAAUACCUCUAUCUGUAACAUAAUGAUCAGAGCUUAUGCUACUAAAAUCAAUGGAGUUGAUAACACAAAUGCUUCAUCUCGGUCUUUGAUUCUAUAUAAGCAAAUGCUUUGUGAUGGCAUUGCACCUGAUUUCCUCACUUUUCCAUUUCUAGUAAAGGAAUGCACGACGAGGCUCGAGGGUGACAAGGGCCGAAGCAUUCAUGCCCAUGCCAUCAAGUUUGGAUUUGAUAAUGAUGUUUUUGUUGGGAAUUCUUUGAUAAGUCUGUAUUCGGUAUGUGGGUAUUUGAGUUGUGCCCGGAAGGUGUUUGAUGAAAUGUCGAACAGGGAUGUGGUUUCUUGGAACUCGAUGAUUAUUGGGUAUUUGAGAAGAGGGGAACUUGAUAAGGCGUUGGAAUUGUUCAGGAGGAUGAAGAAGAGGAAUGUUAUAACUUGGAAUUCAAUUAUAGUGGGGUUCAUUCAAGGUGGUCGGCCGAAGGAGGCCUUGGAAUUUUUCCAUGAAAUGCAGAUGGUAAGGGAUGAGAUGGUUAGACCGGACAAGAUCACAAUUGCUAGUGUCCUUUCAGCUUGUGCCUAUCUUGGUGCAAUUGAUCAUGGUAAAUGGAUGCAUGGUUACUUGAGGAGAAGUGGCCUAGAGUGUGAUGUGGUAAUUGGCACGGCAUUGGUUGAUAUGUAUGGCAAAUGCGGAUGUGUGGAAAAAGCAUAUGAGGUCUUUAAGGAUAUGCCUAAAAGGGAUACCUUGGCAUGGACAGCAAUGAUAUCGGUGUUUGCUCUUCAUGGGUUUUGUAAAGAGGCUUUUGAUCUUUUUGAAGAGAUGGAAACGCUUGGGGUGAAGCCUAACCAUGUGACAUUUGUUGGGCUAUUGUCGGCUUGUGCUCACUCUGGUCUAGUAGAGAAAGGACGCUGGUGUUUUGACAUGAUGAGACGUGCUUACUCAAUUGAACCACAGGUUUAUCACUAUGCUUGUCUGGUUGAUGCACUUGCCCGUGCUGGGCUUUUUGGAGAGGCAGAAGAGCUUAUUAGAGGCAUGCCAAUGGAGCCAGAUGUGUUUGUUUGGGGUGCGUUACUUGGAGGUUGUCAAAUGCAUGGGAACAUAGAAUUAGGAGAAAGGGUGGCACAGUAUUUAAUUGAUUUGGAACCUCUGAACUAUGCUUUUUAUGUGAACUUUUGUGAUGUAUAUGCCAAAGCUAAUAGAUUUGAUGACGUAAAGAGAAUUAGAGCCUUGAUGAAAGAAAAAGGGAUAAAGAAGGAAGUCCCAGGCUGCAGCAUGAUUGAAGUUGAUGGGGUUGUCCAUGAAUUUUCAGUGAGAGGAUCACCUGAUGUUUUAAUGGAGGAAGUAGUCUGUAUUUUGAAUGGGUUUAGUAACUUGAUGAAGAUAGAAGGAUUUAUGCUUGAUCAUAAUAAGAAUUCAUUGAAGGCAAACAUUAUGUGAUAACAUAGUUAUAUUUUAUUUCAAAGCAAUUUGUUUAUAUGCUCACACUUGGGAAACUGACAUUCUGCUGUUUGUGGAGUUAUUGAAAGUUAUUCAAGAACCUCCAAGCACUAUUAUGAAAAGGAAUUUAUUGUAUGAGGAAAAUUUAUCAAAGGUAUACUUAAGGGAAUGAGAUAUACAUCCCUAGGAGAAUAAGGUCGCUCUUGAUUAAACCUUAUUUUAUAGGCAACCCAUGUGUUCUGACAAAAUUUACAGUUGCUUGCCAUUACUGAUCCAAAAUUAUCAUGUUUCCAGAUUUUCUCUACAACGUUUAUCUUGACUUAAUUUCAGUCUGACGGAAAGAAGAAAAUAUUAAUUGAAAGAUCAGCAGCCAUGAAAGUCUUCUCAAUGAAAGCCGACCUGUUUUCUCUGAAUCCAAUGGUCAGAAUAAAUGGCGCCACCAACAUAAGCUUGUGAUGUAUUAAUUCUAAACAAAAGUUUUAAGAGAUUUCAGCAAAGCUGUUUUUUGAACAAAUGCAACAAAAUUAGUUUAUUUUCCAGAGAGAGAGCAACAAAGCAAUUGAUGAAUUUGCAGGUUUGGUAAUAGUCUUGAAAGUGAAGAAUUGAUGUAAUCUUAUUUGAAGUAAUUCCUCAGAGAAUGACUUCCUGAAUACUAAAUCAGAUAUGCAAGCAUGAUAUCUGGACAAAAUCAACUUUAGACUCAAAUUUUAAUGUGCAUUUGGGUUUCUUCUGGCUCAGAUGAGUUUAGAAAUUGUUUCUCUGAAGCCUUUGAUGACUUAGCAAUAUCUGAGAGAUGGUUGCAGAAAAUUUCCUUCUUGUUUGGCCCUUCAUUGCAACCUCUGCCUGUUGGAUUAAUUUAUGUAAUUUCGUGAACAGAGGCAAAUGAUAUAUAUUGUCAAGUGUUUGGUGGUGACUGGUGAGUGAGAAGGAUCCGAAGAAUAUGACAGAAAUAUCUAAGAGAUUUUGCUCACUUUUAACAUUGUUGUCAAGGACACAUCUGCAAACACACUGAAUUGGUUCUUUUGCAUGCUCUGUAAACACCGUUUGGUUCGAGAGAAGGUUACAUGUGAAGUGAGAGAAGCAGCUGAAGCUGAUAGUAUCACAUCUGCAUGAUGAAGUUGCACGGAUGAUCACUGAUGCUUCCCUUGAAAAGAUGUGGUAUCAGAAAUAUCAAAUAUAUCAGGUAGCCUUCUUAUUUCCAGCCGUAAACCUAUAUCCCCGUGGUACUCAUGUUGAUCAACUUAGAAAGUAGAAACUAAAACAUACAGCUGAGCUGACCAUCCACUGCUAGGAUUGUAACGCUAAAGAAUGGGUCCAGGCCUGUAUUCUAUGUAUGAGACAUUUCCCUUGCUUCAUUAAGAUUGAACUUGCAGCAAAUAUGGUAUUGUCUCUCGAUUGUAACCAGAUACUGAUUAUUCAUGUCGUCAGGGCUAAGUAGACAUCCUUCAUCACUUCCUUAUCCUUUCAAAAUAAGAACUUCGACUUUCUUUGUUCAUGGAAGCACAUAGUAACAUAAUGAACAGCUAAAAU
This is a messenger RNA of Quercus lobata, 3205 nucleotides long. Its product is annotated as pentatricopeptide repeat-containing protein At5g66520-like. The record is from RefSeq and is a predicted model, not a curated record. Lineage: Eukaryota; Viridiplantae; Streptophyta; Magnoliopsida; Fagales; Fagaceae. Gene Ontology annotation, molecular function: protein binding; RNA binding. Gene Ontology annotation, biological process: RNA modification. The transcript is spliced from 4 exons. Bases 14 to 1675 code for a protein of 553 amino acids.